UCUGUCUUUUGUUCUCUCUCCUUCUCUGAUCCUGUUUUCAGAUGUCUUCUAGAGGGAGCUUUAUCUUGUGUCUCUUAUUAUUGACACCACUAAUAGUUGUUGGUAAUGUCUCCAUAACCUCAACUCCUCCCCGCUCCUCUCCAGCUGUGUUUCAAGCAGGAGAGAAUAUCACUCUAACUUGUUCUAGCACUGCUAAUACUUACUCAUGGACCUCAUCAUUUUCUGAGUCAGCAGUCACUACUAGUAACAUUACUGGUUUGUUCCUUCAUGGAGCUAAUACAGGAGAUCAUGUGUGUAGCUCAGGAGGAAACACUGGCACUUAUACAAUAUCAGUACAAGGUACAACUGUUUGGUACAACAAUCCUCCCCCAGGGCGACUCCUACCAAACAACACUGCAAUAUCAGUAUAUGAAGAUGUAUCUGAGGUCAAAUGCUACACUGGUGACACUAGCACUAACAAUGAUGCUACAUUAAUAGUCACUCCAACUGGUUCUAACCAACCUCUUACAUUCACAAACAGGGAGGCAGGGUAUCUUAGAAAGAAUGGCCAGACUUCAAUAAAUAGUGUUACUAAUGGGGUCUAUACUUGUCAAUAUACUAAUUCAAGUGGUGGUAUCUCUUAUACUUCUUUUGCUGUCUUUCCAAGGAGCAGAGAGCCUUCUUCUGGCUCUAGUAAUACUAGUAAGUGA
Molecule: messenger RNA, 689 nt
Organism: Amphimedon queenslandica
Lineage: Eukaryota; Metazoa; Porifera; Demospongiae; Haplosclerida; Niphatidae
Exons: 3
Coding region: 42-689 (215 amino acids)
Source: RefSeq, a predicted model, not a curated record